Messenger RNA from Ostrinia nubilalis (European corn borer), 2190 nucleotides. RefSeq names its product homeobox protein B-H1-like. The coding region runs from base 6 to 794 and encodes 262 amino acids. The record is from RefSeq and is a predicted model, not a curated record. Gene Ontology annotation, molecular function: DNA-binding transcription factor activity, RNA polymerase II-specific; DNA binding. The transcript is spliced from 4 exons. NCBI's taxonomy places the organism in Eukaryota, Metazoa, Arthropoda, Insecta, Lepidoptera, Crambidae. Gene Ontology annotation, biological process: regulation of DNA-templated transcription.
GGUUCAUGAUCACGGACAUCCUGCACGACGCGCCGAGGGACCUUAGCGCGCACAGGGACUCCGACUCCGAUAGAUCUGCGACAGAUUCUCCGGGAGUCAAAGAUGACUCAGAUGACGUAUCAAGCAAGAGCUGCGGAGGCGACUCCUCGGGGCUCGCGAAGAAGCAGAGGAAAGCGAGAACAGCCUUCACGGACCACCAGCUGCAGACCCUGGAGAAGUCCUUCGAGAGGCAGAAAUAUCUCAGCGUCCAGGACAGAAUGGAGUUGGCCGCGAAACUUGGGCUCACGGACACGCAAGUCAAAACGUGGUACCAGAAUAGACGGACGAAAUGGAAGCGGCAAACAGCAGUUGGCUUAGAGCUGCUAGCAGAGGCUGGCAACUACGCGGCCUUCCAGCGGCUAUACGGCGGCUAUUGGGCCGGCGUGCCUGCCUACCCAGCGCAGCCGGCGCCGGCGGCUGCGGAUCUGUACUACAGGCAGGCGGCCGCCAACGCCGCCGCUGCUGCCUCGGCCUCCGCUAACACGUUGCAGAAGCCGCUUCCAUAUAGAUUAUACCCGGGCACGCCUCUAGCCGGCGUCCCGCCUUUAGGUUUGGGAUUGCCGGGCCCAUCAGCGCACAUUGGGGGUCUUGGAGGCCCAGCUCUGGGGGCAUUGGGGUACUACGCACAGGCUCGCCGCACGCCGUCGCCUGACGUAGACCCAGGCAGCCCUGCGCCGCCACCGCGCUCUCCCAGAGAAAACUCCGUCGAGAGACGCUCAGACGACGAAGAAGAUGACGAACCCAUCCAUGUCUAACUCCAGUGACCGUGUGAACGAAACAGACAAUCCGCCGAGCAAGACGCGAUAGAGUGAGACGGUAUAAACUACUCAGUGAUGCUAAAACAUGUGUGCUAAGUGUUAAAACGUGGACAUUCAAAUUGAAACCGUAGCUCCGGUAGUCUAUUGCUCGGGUUUCGAAUUCAGUAUUCAUUCGACAUGCACCGAACAAUCCGCACCGACAACGGACGUUCGUCUGACAUAUUUCCUAUUUGGCAAUGUUCGCGAGUGCUGAGCGACGCUUGUCCAAAAUAUGUGAUAUUAUAAGCCCAGAUUCGAUAAGAUGUAAUGUAUAAAUUGAUGUUGUGUAAUUAUAUCUUAAUAAUAAUAAUUAGAAUACACUUGCUUUAUAAGUUAGUAGGAUUAAUAACCUGGAACGAAUGCAUUCCAUGUUGAUAUUAAUUUUAAAAUAAGUAUUUCUCAUUUUUAUUUGAGAACUGAAAUAGUACCUUUACUAAAUAUUUCUAGCAAUGCAAUCCUAUGCCUUUUAUGAGUUAUUAUAAAUAACAUAAAUUAUUUUUGUUACUCACCUAAAAGUCUAAAAACAUUGAAAAUUGAAAAACCAACAGAAUAUAAGGGUGUUGUAACUCUAUGCUUGUAAAAAUGUCUGAUACUAAAUUAUUACAUAUUUUUCUUCUUAUGCUCGAAUAUUUACCCCUAUUGUUGAUGUUAAUUGAAUGAAUUUGUUUUUAAUAUUAAAGUGUGUCGUAGCGUCACAUUCCAAACCAGAUUUAAUUUUAAAUAACAAUUUACGAUCCUUACCAACGUCAAUAGAUAUUAAUAUGCCCUAAGAUUAGCACAUUAACGAAAUACAUUUGUUUUAAUAAUUAUAUUUGAAUCGCCAGUACUUAAAUAUUUAUUAUUUGUAAACACACGAGAGAUUAACACUAUGUAUAAUAAAAUAUUAUGACAAUGUGAUCAAACCGCUGAAAAAAUAUUCGGCAAUACUUUGUGCAAAGAAACUGUAUAAUAUAUUAUUAAAUUAAUUAGUAAUCAUAACCUGUAGUUAUAACUGUUUUUAUUUACGUUGCUUCACAGUGGCAGACAAACAAUACACUAAUAAUUUAGACAUAUUAAGAAAAUAAAACAACACAACAAACAACUUGUCAACAAAUUGUCUAAAAUGUAGAGUUUUAAUUUUUGUAUGGAGAUUACUUACUUACCAUAAAAUUAUCCAUUGUAAAGUAACGUAAAUAUAAAUAUGUACCUUGCUAGUAUAAAAUACACAACUUGAAGUAUUAAAUGUAUGUAUAGUAAGUACCUAAAUGCUAUAAUAGUUACAAUAGCGAAAUAUGUACUUAAGCAAUUCGAAACGUGGCAUUUUAUGUCAAAUAGAUUUUGUGGUGUUUUUUUAAUUAAAAUGUUGUCAAUUAAA